AUGCUAUUGUACACCGUGCAGUUUCUUUGCUCCGUCGUCGCUGCUUUUACCCGGCUCGUGCGCGCCCUCCACAAGGCCAUGGCCACCGUCCUCUGCUCCCCGCCGGUCUCCGUGCCCGCUGCAUCUACCGCCUCUUCUCCACUUUCCAUGAGAAGGACAACGAAGGUGCACCCAAUCGUCAGCAUCACCGUAGGAGAUGCAAGCAAGGAGCAGCAGCUGUUUGCACCCGCGGUGGAUGCUUUUGCGCCGUGCAAUGGUAGUGGAGGGGUCGUGGAGCAGAUUGAGUCGACGAAGAAGGCGGCGAGGAGGAGGCCGUCGAUGCUUGUCAUACCAGUGGUUCCUGAGGCCGGCGAGACGCCGGCUGGCUGGGGGGUGGUAGUGGCCGAGAAGGAGGCCGAGGUGGAGGUGGAAGGGGAGGGGUUUUGCUUGGCGAGCAGAAGAGGUGCGAGGCAUGCAAAUGAGGAUGCGUAUUGUGCGAUCACUCACAAAGUUAGAGCAGAUUCCCAGCUGGCAUUCUACGGUGUGUACGAUGGGCAUGGCGGCCGUGCGGCCGUGGACUUGGUCUCCGAGCGGCUGGGCAAUAACGUCGUGGCCGCUGUACUGGCCACGACGGAGGUGCAGGAAGGUGCAGCAGAGGCGGCGUCGUCGUCGGUAGACGCCACGGUGGCCGCGAUCAGAGCCGCCUACUUGUCCACCGACAACGAGUUCCUUGGCCAGGGCCUAAGAGGUGGUUCAUGUGCCGCAACAGCGCUGGUGAAGGACGGCAACCUCUAUGUGGCGAACCUCGGCGACUGCCGUGCCGUCAUGAGCCGCGACGGCACGGCGACCGCCCUGACCUCGGACCACACCGCCGCGAGGGGGGACGAGAGGGUCCGCAUCGAGAGCUCGGGUGGCUACGUGAGCUGCGGUAGCAACGGCGUCUGGAGGGUGCAGGACUGCCUUGCCGUGUCGCGGGCGUUCGGCGAUGCCAGCCUCAAGCGGUGGGUGAUCUCCGAGCCGGAGAUCAGGAGACAUACCCUCACCGCCGGCUGCGAGUUCCUCGUCCUCGCCUCCGACGGCCUAUGGAACAAGGUGUCCAACCAGGAGGCGGUGGACGCCGUCUCGAGAAGCAGCAACUACGGUCGCACCUCCGCGGGCUGCUGCAAGGAGCUCGUGGACAUGGCGCGGAGUAGAGGGAGCAGGGAUGACAUCACCGUCAUGGUGGUCGACCUCAAGAGGUUCACGUAG
This is a messenger RNA of Lolium rigidum, 1227 nucleotides long. Its product is annotated as probable protein phosphatase 2C 74. Gene Ontology annotation, biological process: protein dephosphorylation. Lineage: Eukaryota; Viridiplantae; Streptophyta; Magnoliopsida; Poales; Poaceae. Gene Ontology annotation, molecular function: protein serine/threonine phosphatase activity; cation binding. The record is from RefSeq and is a predicted model, not a curated record. Bases 1 to 1227 code for a protein of 408 amino acids. The transcript has 4 exons.